AUGACGGCGCCUCCGCUUACCUUUGUCGUCGUUGGCGGCUCGUUUGCCGGCGUGGUGGCAGUGCGAGAGCUCUUGAGCCGGCCCACCCCACUAAAAGUGGUGUUGGUGACGUCGCUGGUCAAAGCCUACAACAAUGCUGCUGCUGCCCGGCUUCUUGUCCGCCCCGAGCUUACCCCGCAGACGUUGGUGGACCUCAAUCUCCUCAGAAAGCGCCAGGGGGCUCACCAGUUCGAGAUCGUCGAGGCGAUGGUAACGUCAGUAAAUGUUGACGCCAACCACGUCGUCGUCAGCGACGGCCACCGCAUCGACUACGACUACUUGAUCAUCGCUCUGGGCACCCGCUACCAGAUGGCGGCGUUCAAGCCGUUUGGCGCCGUGUCCGCGGUAAAAGACUCGGUCACCACCACCGCCGCCAACAUCAAGAAGGCCGAUACUAUCUGUGUGGUUGGGGGCGGCCCCACCGGGUUGGAGGUGGUGGGGGAAAUCGGGCUGGCGUACCCGGGAAAGAAGCUCACCUUGGUCGUGGGCCAGCGGGGGCCGGUGCCCCGGUUUGGCGCCGGCGUGGUGAAAACGGUGUACGACAAGUUGAGCCGGUACAACGUCACCGUCGUCGAGGACUACGCCACCGUUAGCGGCAACACCGUCGAGUAUUUGGGCGAGAGCCACCACUUCGACCUCGUCAUCCCCACGUGCACCCACGUCGCCAACACCGGGUUCCUCCCCCCUGACUACGUCAACGACCACGGCUACGUCGACGCUGACCGCCAUUUUAGAGUCAACGGCACCGACAACGUGUUUGCCUUUGGCGACUGCGUCGAGUUCACCACCAAGACGGCGAUCGACAUCAACGGCCGCCAGCACCAGGUGCUCAAACAGACGCUCCUGCGGCAGGCGUUUGGCGACGACGUCCCGCUUAAGGAGUACCGUGAGGGGGCGAUCUCGUUUGCCGUCCCCAUCGGCCCCGGGGGCGGCGUCGGCUACGCCUUUGGCUGGCGCCUCCCCAGCUUCAUGGUGUGGGCGAUGAAGGCGAGAGACUUCACCAUCGGGCGGUCCGAGAAGAUUCUUAGCUAG
Diutina rugosa is the source of this 1071-nucleotide messenger RNA. RefSeq lists its product as uncharacterized. The record is from RefSeq and is a predicted model, not a curated record. The coding region runs from base 1 to 1071 and encodes 356 amino acids. The transcript has a single exon. NCBI's taxonomy places the organism in Eukaryota, Fungi, Ascomycota, Pichiomycetes, Serinales, Debaryomycetaceae. Gene Ontology annotation, molecular function: flavin adenine dinucleotide binding; electron-transferring-flavoprotein dehydrogenase activity. Gene Ontology annotation, cellular component: cytoplasm.